This is a messenger RNA of Pararge aegeria (speckled wood butterfly), 1800 nucleotides long. RefSeq lists its product as uncharacterized. The record is from RefSeq and is a predicted model, not a curated record. The transcript has 6 exons. Gene Ontology annotation, biological process: arachidonate secretion; phospholipid metabolic process. The coding region runs from base 1 to 1800 and encodes 599 amino acids. NCBI's taxonomy places the organism in Eukaryota, Metazoa, Arthropoda, Insecta, Lepidoptera, Nymphalidae.
AUGUACCACAGGGUGCGGCGAAAAAUGAAGUUUGAAAUAAGUGCCAUAUUAAUUUUAAGUUACGUAUCGUUGGUGUUCUCAAAAGCGUUUGAUAUCAAGAGAAUCAAUGAUAAUAUUAGCGAAGAUAUAGAAAAUGACAUUAUCGAUUUCGAUGAUGAUUAUUCAGUUAAAUAUGAUAAAAAACACAAGGUACUUCCAUGGGAUUCAAAUGACCAUAAGAAAGACUCUUAUAGAUAUACAGUCGUAAAAGAAAAAGUUUACAAUGGAUUUGAAAAUGAAGACAUCAAGCCGAACACAGCUGAAGAGGUUAGUAGCCCGACUAGUGUUUUUACAGUUACAGAAGCACUUGAAAAAACAACAGAACUGAGUGUAAUUCCACUAGAAUUAAUAAGUACGACAGAAAUUAAUUCAGUUAGUCCAGCCGAAAGUACAACAGAAUUUGAUUUAACAGUUAUUCCUUUACGUUCAAGUGAGAAAGCUCCGGUUGAACUAUUUAUUAAUCAGACAGUAACUAUACCAGUAUCCACCGAAUCUUCUGAAGAUUAUAAUUUAACGACAUUUUUUUACGAAAUGACGACAAAAUCAAAUAAUUAUUUAAACGAAACUACUACAGAAAACAUUAUAAAUGAAACGUCAACAGAAAAAAAUGUUAUAAAUGAAAAUGUAAAAAGUACUAGUACAAAGUUAAAUGCAAAUAAAACUAUAGAAAUAAUUAGUAUGAAUCAUAGCAUUUCUAAUAUUACUGAAUCGGUUACUAUACUCCCUGAUAUUAAUAAAGCCACUGAAAAUAGAACUGAAAACAUCACUGAAAAUUUUCCAUCCACAACUACACCAAGAGAAGAUAUAAACACAACUUCUAGUAAAACGAACGAAACAAUUAACCGAGAGGACUUUGAGAGUACAGAAGUAAUCGCAGAAGUUCCAAUAUUCACGGAGCUAGAUACAGAAGACAUUUCACAGGUACCAGAAGAUUAUUAUGAUUCUAAAGAUGUCGUUUCUACAUCUGCACCUAAAACAGAUGCUUUAUCUGUUAUAUUUGGAUUUGCUGGUAGUGUGGUAGAAAGUGUAGUGGAGAGUGUAGCGGAAAGAGUGGUACCAAAAGGCCUAAUUGAUUUGUUCAGACGAAUGCAAAGGCAAAAUGAAGCCCUGGAAGCAGAAAAGUUGAGGAGUCGAGAAGAGAAUGGAGGAAUAGGUCAAUUCACCCGAGGCGUGAUCAAGACUAUAUCCUCGGGUCUCAGUAAGCCUCUGAGUCAACUAAUGGCCGGUGCCAGGGACAUUGGCUCGUUAGACAGUGACCGUGGCUUUGUCAACAGCUUAGCAUCUGGAGUGACAAGUGUGGCUAACGUCGCCAACUCAAUGGUCGAUUUGUUCAAGGACAGAGUGCAGGCUAUUUAUCCUGGCACGAUCUGGUGUGGGGACGGGCACUCGGCGCAGGCGCGCUCGGGUGACCUGGGGCUGUUCUUCUUCACGGACACCUGCUGCAGGCAGCACGACGCCUGCAAGCUGUACAUCGGGGCUGGAGAUACCAAGUUCGGCCUCACCAACACCGGGCUCUUUACCAGGUCGCACUGCAGCUGCGACGAAAACUUCCGCCAGUGUCUGCGGAAAACCAACUCGCUGGUGUCUGCGCAGAUCGGCCUCACGUACUUCAACGUGUUGGGCCCGCAGUGCUUCCGGCGAGCGCACCCCAUCGUCAAGUGCUUACGGCGCACCAGGAUCACCGGCCUCAAAUGUGAGGAGUACGAGCUGGACUACACCAAGCCGAAAAUGUGGCAGUGGUUCGACAACGAGACCUUCUGA